Molecule: messenger RNA, 8586 nt
Organism: Paramuricea clavata
Lineage: Eukaryota; Metazoa; Cnidaria; Anthozoa; Malacalcyonacea; Plexauridae
Source: the annotation of a GenBank genome assembly
UUCAAGGAAACGUCGAGAGAGUUAAAAAAUUGGGUGUGGUCGUUGGGAAAAGUGGGCGUGGUUUGGGCGUGGUUCGAACAUAACUCUCCGAAAUCAUAACUCUCCGAGAUAACUCUCCAUUUCAUAACUCUCCGUUUAGCCGGUCCCCUUUAUAUCUGUAUAGUAUUCUUUAUAUAAUCGUUCUUCCUAAUGAUUAUGAUUGUAUAAUUGUUCAUCCUAAUUAGUAUUCUUUUGUAGUCGUAUUUUAAGCUAUUCAAAACACUCGAACUCGCGUUUUAUCAUAUCUAAGGCCAAUGAAAAUUGAUAUCAUGUUUCUCGUCCCCACCCGCAUGGGAUUUAUUUGCCGCACGAAAAUUUUUCAUUAUUCAUUAUUUUUGAAAAAUAGGCUUAACAAAACACCAAAUUGAUCUCCAGAUCAAAGUUUUAUUGCUGCAUUCCGCAAGCGCAAUUCAAAUUGUAUAUUUCUAAAGAAGUUCUUGAUGAGUUUACUUGCUCGCGUGUACGACAAACAAGAUCAAUGAGCCCGCCCUAUUUAAGUAAAUAAACCAUUUCAUAACAAUUUCUGUUCAAAGCUGCUUAUAAUAACAUUAAAAACGACUACAAUUGUCCACAAUUCAAAAGCGAAUUUUAAAAUGAUCGAGAUUUAAUUGCAAUGGCCGUUCGAAGUGACGUACUGUGCGAUUGCUAAUUAAUAAGCUUUUCUUGGAGGCUGUACACACGAACAAUUUUUCCUUGUUGAAAAACAGGCGUAACAAUUAAGCUUUUGAACAAUGCUCGUGGUCAAGAACAAUUGUCAAAGUAAAAAUAGUGAAGGAAAACUUGCUCGUCUUAAAUUGCGCCAGUUAAAUAUUUCAUGAUUGAAGAUUCGAUCAUUCUAACAUUUGGGGGUAAACAAUUUCUUGUUUUAGGGAAAUUUGGAUUUCGUACUUGAAGAUGACCAAGUUGUGAUUGAAGACAAAGAUUUGUUAUCUACAGUGGCGACGUUGUUGAACUCCACAGUAGAAGAAAUAGAGAAAUCAUUAUUGUAUCGUAUAGUGGCGGCACGAGGGGAAGUCAUGGAAAAAGGACAUUCAUUGGAUGACGCUUAUUAUGGACGUGAUGCUUUGUGUAAGGUACGAGAAUGAGAAUAAGUAUGUGUUGGAAUGUGUAUUGUAUUGUGCACAUUUUUUGGAAGAGUUUUGAGUACCUCGUUGGUUCGAUUACAGGUUGUACAAACUAUAUGUACGGACUAUACUGGUAAAAUACACUGUUUCGAAGGGUCUAUUACGGAGAAAGAUUGAAUUUUAAACUCUAUUGAAGAGGUUACCUGUGUACCGGUAGUACUGUAGAUGUGUUCUUGUAAACAUCCCUGAGAAUUUGUUUGAGUUGAAGCUCACGGCAUGUGAGGAGGGGAUACCUUCGUAUCUAUCGCGCCGUAAUGUCUGCCUGCUUAAUAUACCAGUGAACAAACAGAUUUUCCCGUUGUUCAGUUCUAGAUGCACAGAUGACGUCAUAUAACGUGGUCAGAAUUUGAAAUAACCCGCUGAGGGCGUGUUAUUUGCCACUGAUGUUCUUUAUACCACGUUAUUACGUCCUCUAACUUUGUAUACUAACUGAAUUGACACCAACUAAGACGUUUUGGAGCUUUGAAGCGCGACGAAAAGAGAUUUAAACGCCAUUUAACCAAAAGUAAGCUGAGCUUGGCAAAAAGAUAUAACGUCACUGAAAUGACGUCAUCCCUAUCUCUCCUAGUAGAUCAUGGCUCUCGACCAAUGAAAAGGCAGGUUGGGCCAGAUUAUUAUGUAUUUGCUUUUUUCCAGGCAGUGUAUGACAGACUAUUUUCGUGGAUUGUUGGUAAGAUCAAUAAUGCCGUGGAAGUGAAAGACAUUCGACAUGGCAAAUGCACAGUGAUCGGUGUUCUUGAUAUCUAUGGUUUUGAAAUAUUCGACGUGAACGGAUUCGAACAGUUCUGUAUCAAUUAUUGUAAUGAGAAAUUACAGCAGCUGUUCAUUGAGUUGGUACUGAAGCAGGAGCAAGAAGAAUACAAGAGAGAGGGAAUUGAAUGGGUCGAGGUAAGGGAGACGUUUGAAGAUGUUUAGAUGAAUCAGACCUGAUUCAGACACCGCCCACUUGUGCGCCAAAGUUAAUUAUUGUCUUAGGUGCGACGCUGGGGAGAUACAACAACGGUAGUGAUUCAAACAACAUACAAAAUGUUAUUCACAGGGGUUGGGCGCAUUCGCGCGAGAACUCUAAAUAAAAUUCAAAACAACAAAGUAAAAUUACUAAUCCUAACAAAUUACAAAAAAAAUUGAGUUAAGUUGAGUGGAGCGGCGUAUGAAUCAAUAGAGAGUUUAAGAUGUGGCAAAUCUAAAGCCCGUUUUCCACUCACGUAUUUCGCCGCCGCUGGCGAAAAAUGUCGCCACCGAAAAAGUUCGUUUGUUGUUCUUUCGCGCCGUCAACGAAAUUAGGUCAAACAGUUGAAAAUUUUAAGCAACUGUAGUAGGAGAACAAAUUUCUUCAGCGGCGAAUGAAUGUAAAAAAAUUAUUUCUUUGUCAAAAUUUUUCGCCAGCGGCGGCGAAAUACGUGAGUGGAAAACGGGCUUAAUACGCGGACCUGACAAAAACGCACGCUAAAUUCACAUUGUCAGCAACUCGAGUAAAAAUAAUGGAUUCCUUUUGUCAACAAAGAUGGAUACAGGCGAAAAACAUAUUUAAACUGGCAACAAAAGCAAAAGUAGAACAUAAGUAACUGUUUUUCAUCACGCCCACGUUACUAGAUUAACCAUAUCUUAAGCUCCAUAAUAUUGCUCCAACGUCGCUUAAUACCAACCUCGUACCUAGUGUCCCUGUGUUUAAAGGUUCUGGUGCACGCGUGCACCAGAACCUUUAAACACGGGGACCCUGGUUACGAGGUUGGCUUAAUACGACAGGCUCUGCCUAACUUUUAUCGCUCCAAUUUCUUCUGCACUUAACUGUAAAUGCGUCGCUCUUCUGCCACACUUAAUUCGGCUGGAGCGGAAGCCUGUUGUACAAGGUGCAGAUUUUCGGGGAGGGGGGGAGGGGGCUACGUACUCUCCUGCAAACACCAGAAAGCAAAAAACUUUCGAUAAUUGAUAUAUACUUUCGUUUAUACAGGUCCAGUACUUCAACAAUAAAAUCAUUUGUGAUUUGGUGGAAUUGAAUCAUAAGGGUAUCAUAUCCAUCAUGGAUGAAGCUAUAAUCAGCGCUGGAAAAGUCACGGAUGAGGUAUAUAUUUUUUAAAUAAAAUCACAUAAUGGUUUUAAUGUGGAACCUCGCUGCACCGACAGUAAUCUGACUGGCUUGAACAGUGAGCAUGAAGAAAGGAUAUCGAGUCAUAAGAUUUCAUUUCAGACGAAGUUUGUUCCACAGAUUUACUGACUUGAUUAAGAAGAAAUGAAUUCCUAAAAUAGUUUGUUUUAUGAGAAAAUUGAAAUUAUUGUUUUCAUCGUAAGUGCGUGAUUUAUAGCCUGGAUCAAAGGUACAUAAAUAGUAUGUUAUUAAUCCUGCUCUUAGUUUAAUGCUUGAUUGCCCGACAGGACAGAAAUCAAGAGGUUUUAGUUCCCCGACAGAGAUUUUGCGAGCCCUGGCGAGUUAUUCUUUACACAGUAAUAGUAAUGUCCAUAAUGUGCGUAACUUAAUUGUUCGAGGAGCUGAACAUUAGAUUCUAAUGCGUUUGGUUUGGAAAUUUCUUUCUCGAGAUGGUACCGUGACUUUUUAGUCCAAUUUUUAGUUUUUACAUGAAUAGUGAUAAUUCUCAAUGUUGCACAGGGCUGAAUCAAAAGGCUUAUUUAAACGAUCAUUAAAGAGGCAGUUUUUUUUCAUUCGUAAAUUUUCAGGUGAAAAGAUAACUGAAGUGAGAUGUUUGAUUUUUAUUAGAUGAUCUUGCAUACGAUGGACCAGAAACUUAAAGACCAUCAACACUACGCAAGUAGACAGGUAUCAAGAAGCUUGUAGUUAUGAUAGUUAAACUAUACUGAAUGACUACAAUGUUCAAGUCUCUAUUGGUAGUUAUCGAAAUAUUUGCUCGCAAGAACAUGUAUUUAGACUUGAGAAAAAGACAUCAACAUUAUGCUACAAUCCUAUUGGUUAAGUAAAACCAGCCGAAAGAUUUGGGUGCGAUAAAUUAAGAUUUUUAAUUCUACAUCAUGGGUACUCCAAUGAUUAUUGCCAUGUACUUGAGCUAGUACGAAAUAUGUUUACAUUCUCAAGACUCAAGGUGUCUUUAAGAUAAAGUACGUAAAGUAUAGUACAUAAUAGGGAUUGAUUCAGUGCACUGAAUAUAAAUAUUAUAGAAAGAACAAAAAGGCGCACAGUUGCAUUGACUCCAACAUUCUUUGGUCCCAUCAUGUAAUCUUGAAAGGUCUGAGCCAGUGUAGAUAGUGACAAUAAUAACAAAACUUCCGUUGAUAGGGAUGCAACUACCUGAAAAAUAUAAAGAGUCGAAAUACGAAACAUCGAGAUUCUCGUUGUAUUUUUCAGGUAUAGUUACAUCCCUAUCUACCGAAGUUUUGGUCUCAUCAGCCCAAUCAUAUUUUAUGCCAAGACGUGUCAGAUUUACAUAUACAGCUAUACUUUAAUUAGCCUUUCUCACGACGCCAUUUUUGGGGUACUGUAGUUUUUUCUUAAACGAUUAUAACAAUGUGAAAAGCAAUAUUUCAGAACAAACUAACUAUUUACAGAGUAAAUUUACCACCAUACACCCACAAAAUUAUAAAAUGUCGCCGUUACGUGAUGUUACGCUCGCAGGAUUGGCAAAAAAGUACCCCAAAAAUGGCGGUGAGAAAGGCUAAUUACGCUUUUGAAUAUCUUGGAAAGUUUGUUGGUCAUAUAUAUAUAUAUAUAUAUAUAUAUAUAUAUAUAUAUAUAUAUAUAUAUAUAUAUAUAUAUAUAUAUAUAUAUAUAUAUAUAUAUAUAUAUAUAUAUAUAUAUAUAUAUAUAUAUAUAUAUAUAUAUAUGGUACCAGCAAGAGCGCGACAGUACAAAUUACUUACGUGGUUGUGCCGAACUGUAAUAUUCACGUACCUCGGGUAUGUAAGCACGCGAAUUAUCGCUCCUCGUAAACACAACGUAAACACUAUAGGCUGAAGGUGUUUCUAAUCCGUAGUAUGUUUUUUUAGACUCAACCUUCAAAUAAAAUUCUUACACACAAUCAAGAUUUUAAGGUUCAGCAUUACGCAGGCGAUGUAAUGUAAGUAAAAGUGAAAGUAUGCGAUUUUACAUGCAAAAGAGGUAUUCGACGUAUGGCGCCCCGCAACAAAUUUUUAUCGUAUUUAAACGAAUCACGUAUACGUGAGGAUGAUGUCGAAACAAUAUGCGAUCUGAAUUAUGCUUCACUCCAUCAGUUACUAGCGGCCUUUUUUACCUUAUAGAAAUUAAUUUUAUUUCACACUUGAACAUCACAUGACAAGAAAUUCAUAUAUAAAGUUUUUUAGACACCUACCCUAUGAAAUUCCCAAGGAUUUCGUCAGAGUUUGGUUCUCCUUAAGCUGGAUUUCCACUUGCAAGAAAAAGUUCGCUGUCGAAAUUUUUUGCUCAAAUUUCUUUUCAAUUGUGAGCAGUCAAGAGAACGGAUUUAUUCGAAUGGUCACAAUUCAAAAGAAAUCAAGCGAAAUAUUUCGUGGAAAUCCACCUUUACUCCUACGAAAAUUUCUUCGAAAUUCCAGUUGCCUGGUGCAUUUAAAAUGCAGUAGACCAAUAUGAAAUCGGCUAUCGUUCACCUUCGUUGGUAAAAAAUGUAAUAACCUAUUUUAUUUUAUUUUUCAUCACUGUUACUAUAGAUAUAGAGUUGAAGGAUUUAUGGACAAGAAUAAGGAUACAUUGUUCCAGGAUUUCAAAAGGCUAUUGUUUAACUGGUAUGAAGUCAGAUUUUUCUCACAGUUAUGUUAAGAAUAAGGCUAGGUUAUUCUAUAGAAGUGUCUUUGAUCAAAGUACGUUAUUGUUGUUUUGCCAUUGUCUUACAAAGACAUAUAAUCUAAAGUCUGUGUCAAACAUACAUAAAACCAAUAUGAUCGUAGACAAUUAUACAGUGUAAACCAACCCUGAAACUACACAAUUUCGUUUUCGAUCUUCCUUGAUGAGAUAAGUAAGUACGUAAGUGGGGUUGUGCCAAUAAUCCUUAAUUGCAGCUAAGAGAUAAGCUGAUUUACAAAGUACGCAGCUCAACCUUAUCAAGAGUCCAAAGGCUUUCUAUAAAGAGUGCCUCUGGCAGCCACCACAGUUAGUCACCACGAGCACAGUUAGGCCGCUGUAAGGGUCAGUUUGGGGGCUUAUCCAAACCCACCCUGUCGAUAUGCAUUCCCUGUGAGAGGAAACCGGAAUACACCGCGGAAGAAGCUCACUUUAGGUAGAGCAUUGACUGACAAUUUAAAUAAGUCAUGCGUCGCAGGGAGAAGCCGAAGCCCCAUCAUAUGAAUCCGUCACGUCUUGCGCAAUGUGGUAUCAGGUAUCUUUAAAGCAGAUUAAAUUUCUUGAGCGAGAAUGCACAUGUGUUAUUGUGUUAUAAAUGCAAACAUACGUAGGCAGUUUUGCAGAUGAUAUUUGUUGAAUGAAAACACAAAAUUUUUCAAGUUUAUGGUGGCUAAUUGUUCGAAGUGUGGUGUAAAAAUUUGUCAUUAAUUGAACAUGACAUUGAAUUAUCUCAUCAAGGAAGUAGCUAAACGAAAAUCAGUAAAAGAAGUACAGUACUUAAUUAAAGUUUUGACGAUUUCAUUAUGGGACGUUAUGUCUUCUUUUAUGUUUCUUUCAACUUUUUCACUAUUUUCUACUGCGUUUCAGUUUGCAAUAUAUGAUAUGAUACAUCCUUCCAAUAAUUAUGUUGCAAAUCCCUCCAUGCCCGUGUAGCCUCAUUCUCAUGAAUUGCGGGCGAGCAGUCUUUCGUCUUGAUUCACGAGAGUGAGGAUGCCAGGACAAGGAAGUAUUCGACAUAAUUACUUGCAAUAAAGGGUGACUGUAUUGAAAUUCAAGGUCUUGUAGAUAGAAAUUAUCGAGUGCAACUGAAAUUCAUAUUUUAUUUUCCAAUAGCAACCAUUCAGCUCUGAAAGAAAUGUGGCCGGAAGGAAAAGAGGCAGUCACGAAGGUAAACUUGUUGCGAAGUUAAUGGAAAAUCAUAUAGUAUCAUAUAUAACAAUAUAUUUGAAAUAUUGGCGCAGCUUGUACACAGCACAAUAGCAAAUACACAAUUAAGAAGCCAACAACAAUUCAAUCCAGCAGAAUACUCAAUCCAGCACGAAACAAGUGAAUACAGUUACCAAUCCAAUUUAAUAAAACAAGAGAUUUUGGAGACCCAUUCGUGAUGAUCCAUACCAACGCAAUCAUUACUUUAGUUACGUCAAUAUAAUCUUCAACUUGUUGAAGACAACAGCUUAGUCAAGUAAUAGAAGGUUUUUCAAAAUACAAUUUUACAAUCACAAAAACAUUUUUGGGCAAAAUUAUUUUUGACCCAAAAAUAUUUUUAGCUUUAUCCAGUUGUUUUAUGAACACGCUAACACGCUAGUUAAUUCUUUCUCGUUUGUAUACACUGUUGACAAUUUUUGAACGGUUUAGGUGACGAAGCGACCUCCAACUGUUGCUACACUCUUCAAGAGCUCCAUGAUUGCACUUGUGGAAAUUUUAAUGAUAAAGGUAAAGGUUAAUUUAUUUCUGUAAAUUAAUUUCGCACGUAAAAAGACAUUUAUAUUAACGUUUUGUAAUAACCAUGUUUAAUUGUAAAUACUUUAAAUGUGGUAUUUAUCUGACAAAUAAAUAUUCUUUGAUUGAUUGUGUAGAUACUAUACAAGUAAAUUUUGUUCUUACAGGAGCCUCAUUAUGUGCGUUGUAUCAAACCAAAUGAUAUCAAGUCUGCAGCCAUGUUCGAUGAACAUCGAGUUAAACAUCAAGUGAGUAACAUAGAACAUCGUAUAAAACACAGUGAACAUUCGAUUCGGAGCACGAAGGUUGUUUGGAGCCAAAUUUGAUGUUAUUCAUGCAGGGGAAUAUUAAUCCGCGUAGGAUUUAAUUAUAUUCAUGGCGGCCAGCUAACAUAUUAGCUUAAUGCACAGACUAUACGCUUGUAAAUAGGCUGUGAGAAUCUUUGCAAGAUUAUCCAGAUCUGAUUAGUAUAGAUUCUGAUUGAUCAUGGCCGAAUUUAAUUGAUUCUGAUUGGUCCUGUUCACCCCCAGCAGGCAGCAGCGCUAUCCUGGUCCAGGUAGUUGAUUCUGGUUGAUCAUGACUGAUCUUAAUGAAUUCUGACUGCCUGGACUUAAACAUCAAUGAACUUUGGACUCUGAUUUUCAAAAUUGAAAUAAUAUUUUCUUGACACUUGAUCUUCUUUGUAAAUUUUACUUCUCUCAAUUGCUUCAAACUACUAAAUUUUCGAUGCAAAAAUGUUUUUACACAGGCUAUAUUGCAAGUUGAAUUAAGUCUUUGCUCAGGCUAGCUAAAUAAUCAUUCCGUGCAAAAGUACACACAUGCACGAAAAGAACUCAAAACAAUUAUAAAUGCCAUUUUUAUUCUUUCCAGGUUAGUUACUUGGGUCUGUUGGAGAACGUGCGAGUUCGAAGAGCUGGCUUUGCGUAUAGACAGCUAUAUUCAAAAUUUUUAACAAGGUAA